GCUGUGUAGCUCCAGUGGACGUAAACAAACAACACUCCUCCAACUGAAGGGGUGGAUUAUACCUAAGUCCACCGCCGGUAAUUUAAGAUUAUGGAAAUCAUUAAAACUCCAAAGGUGGAAAAUGUACGUAUGUUGGACCGUUUCAACAGCAAGAAGCCUUCCAUUGGAUCUUUAUAUUUGACGACGACUCACCUCAUAUUUUUCGAUCCUGACAGAAAAAAAGAAACAUGGAUCCUUCACAUGCACAUAGCGUCGGUCGGAAAACUUCCCAUCUCGACUACGGGGACUCCUCUCCAGAUCAGAUGCAAAAACUUUCUCUGCGUCACAUUCCUGAUCCCAAAGGAACGGGACUGCCACAAUAUUUUCCUCUCGCUGCAGCAGCUCUCCCAACCCCUGCAAAUCGACGACCUCUACUGUUUCCACUACACGGCUUCCAACGAGGACCUGUCCCGUUCUUCCGGGUGGAACAAGUUUGACCUCCAGGCCGAGUACCUCCGCAUGGGCGUUCCAAACAAGUACUGGGCUGCGACGAAUAUCAAUCACGACUACGAAAUUUGCGAUACUUACCCGAGGUACCUGUACGUUCCUUCGACGGCCACCACCAGCAUCUUGGUGGGGAGUGGACAGUUCCGCAGCAAAGGGCGGCUACCCGUCCUGUCCUACUUUCACAAAAACAGGGCCGCGAUCUGCCGAUGUAGCCAACCGCUGUCGGGCUUCUCGGCACGCUGCGUUGAAGACGAGCAAUUACUCAACUGCGUUUUACGAGCGAACCCCGCAUCCAAGUUUAUGUACGUGGUAGACACACGGCCUCGGAUCAAUGCAAUGGCUAACAAGGCAGCUGGGAAAGGGUACGAGAACGAAAAUUUUUAUGAAAACAUCAAGUUCCAGUUCUUCGGAAUUGAAAAUAUUCACGUCAUGCGCAACAGCCUUCAGAAGCUCAUUGAUACGUGCGAGCUCAAGGAGCCGACGAUGAGCGGGUUUCUCAAUGGGCUGGAGUCUUGCGGAUGGUUGAAACACGUCCGCGCCAUCAUAGAGACUUCGCAUUUCAUUGCACGUGCUGUGGAAGAUGGUGUGAGCGUUGUGGUGCACUGUUCUGACGGCUGGGACCGCACGGCACAGACCUGCUCUCUCGCGGGCCUCAUGGUCGACCCAUACUAUCGCACCAUCACGGGCUUUCAGGCUCUCAUUGAGAAGGACUGGCUGGCAUUUGGCCACAAGUUCAUGGACAGGUGCGGCCUCAUUCAAGGCGAUCUCCGAGAGGUGGCGCCGGUGUUCACGCAGUUCAUAGACGCCGUCUGGCAGCUGACGCAGCAGUUCCCAUCCGCCUUCCAGUUCAACGAGCGCUUUCUGCUCACCAUACACGACCACGUCUACUCGUGCCAGUUUGGUACGUUUGUCGGCAACUGCGAGAAGGAUCGGAUCGACCUUCGGUUGAGUGAGAAGACAUAUUCGCUGUGGGGCUACCUGUCCAAUCACGUGUCGGAGUUUGUCAACCCCGUGUACAGAACAGACGCGGAUCAGCUGCUGCAUCCUUCGCUGGCGCCGCAGGCAAUCAAGUUUUGGAGAGGCAUGUACAAUCGGUUUGAGAACGGAGUUCACCCACGUGAACCCUUGGGUGACAUCCUUGUCGCUACAAAGGAUCACAUAUUGAGCUUGGAGGAUCACGUGCAGCUACUACUGAAGAGAAUCAACCAACUGAAGCAACUCCUCGGACACGCUGAGACACCCAGCAAGGACAUGGACUCUGUAAUGGGGGAUUCCUUGACUGCGGACGACAUUGACGGCUUUGACACCAACGGUUCCUCGAAGCCAUCCUCCGAGAGCGCACUCGAGAGCAUCCGAGACUCGGGUUUUGGAGAAAAUGACACCACCUACCAGGACGACAAGGACCCGGAGGUGAAAGCCCUCAAAAUUGGGGAUGCCCUUCAGAAACUGAUGGACGAGAUGGAUUCGGUGGCUCUGGAUUGGAAAACUUUCCGGAAUAUGAAGGAGUGCCCAUGUUCCACGCCUUUUGACUACUUUAGGAGAAAAUUCCACUGCUGGUGCUGUGGUGAAGUAUUCUGCAUCCGUUGCAUAGACAAGAGGCUGUGUCUACCAGGCCACCUGACCAAGAGGCCCGUUCCCGUUUGUAGACAUUGCUAUAAGGAACUCACUCACACAAACUCCAUAGACUCCUAGGCCCACACGUAAAACCUUACCCAGUACAGAAUCUUUUCGAUGUCGUUCUAUUCUGCAAUGCAAAUUAUCCACGAUUUCUCUUCGCGUACAAGAGGGGAAGCCGUGAUGUCUUUUCGGAGUUGCGAUAUCGGGCGACAUCUUUCAAAAAGUGUCCAACGUCUUUGUAGCUCCAAACCCGUCUGUAGAAGAUUUCGCGACAAGUACUUUUUGUAUCUCAGAAGAGGUAAACUGGACUAUUUAACGUCACCCUUUGCGAGGCUUAAGCUGUAAAUACUAACUGGUAUUGCUUGUGUGGCAGCAUGUGCCAGGAGACGGGGGCUAAAGGGGGCAAUUGUCACCCCCUCCUCUGGUCCUGGAUGUUAUCCCUGAUGCACAUGAAUUGGUUGUCUGGGAGUUGCUCAUUAUUCCUAGGGUUUUCCUAGGGUUUUCCUAGGGUUCCUAGGGUUUUUCAUUUUCAGCAGUUAUAUUUUCCGAGGCAAGGCGACAAAAAAAGUCGUGUUUCGGACAAAAGUCUCAGAAAUUAUAAUCGCCAAAAACGAGAAGCCCUAGUUAUUCCCGACACGAAAUGUGAUGUUCACCCACAUUUAAUCCCUUCCUCCUUUCACUCUAGUCACGCUUAAAUAACGCAGUGACGUACUGAUUUUAGGACGUUUUCCCAAUGACUCGGAUUUGAACUUUGUUAUUUGGCAUCAUAGUCACUGGAAGUUCACACAGGUGGAACUUUUUUGUGGAACUUUGAAUAUUUGAUUAUUUAUAACAAGACCCUCGUGUUUUGGGGUUUUACAGCGGGGGAAUAAUAAUUGUCUUCUAGGCACUGAGUACCCUGCGCGCAAGUUGAAUGAGAAAUAUUUGUUUCUAUUUAUGCGAUAUGUACAUAGUAUAUACAGGGUGUUUUACCUGACGUGUUAAAAAAACUGUAUUAGAAAAUCUGCUCGUCCGAAAAUUACGAGGUCAAUGCUAUAUAUAUCUCGAGGGAACUUUUGCCACGACUUCUGAGCACUUCUAUCAAUUUUUAAGUCGCGAGAAAUUGAAUUUUCUGAAUUGAACUUCGUAACUUGCCAAGUCAGCCUCGUGCUUUUUUUUCCCGGAAGCAGAGAGCAGCUGUCGGAUUUACCCUGUUCCAUCGGAAGAUACGUUCCCUACUACAGUGGUAACUGGAAAAAAAAAAAGCAGUUUUUUCUUUUUUUUUCAGAUAGCUUUGCAUUGUAACCAUGCUGCCAUUAUCAGAAGGAGCACGGGAAAAGGGAAAGUGAAAGGGCAUUUGUAUUGCCUCCUCGCAUCACUUUUUGAGAUCUGAGUGCGGUGGACAAAUUGCGUGCCUCGAGCUGACGGUGUUUGCAAAUUUUUUUCCAACUUUGGCAAUUUGCCAUUGUAGUAGGGAAUAUACAGGGUGUUUUUUUUUUUAGCCUUUACAGAAUUCUUAUUAAAAAAAGCUACGAAAGCAGCAUAGAUGUCGUUUUUGCAGUUGAAUUCUACGGCCAGGCAGACAUCCUUUGGAAGAUAGUACGUAAGAUAGUAACUUAAUUACAUUAAAUUCAUUAAUUAACUCUUUAAUUUCUGGCAAAAUUGAGGUGACAGAACGGGAGACAAUCCUCGUUGAAAUCCAUGGUAUAUUUUAAAAAUCGAGAAAAGAGCGCGUGCCGUGAAAUAUCCAUUGCUGAAUUUCGGUAUGCAAAUGAGCCAAAACCAAAAAGGCGUGCAUGAGGAACGCAUCACCCCCGCUGAUGGAGGCUUAUCUGGGCUGGGAAGUGGUUUAUCUGGCCAGCUGAGUGGCACCUCCUCCAAUCAUCUCAAUCACUCCAAAUCACGUGGCCCUCUUAUCUGAAAUGAUCGCUGUACUCCCUGCGUUCCCGGUCGCCGCGGUUUUCGGCUCAUUUGCAUAUCAAAAUUAAUCGAUUAAAUAAUCAUAUUAAAUUAUCGAUAUUUUAAUGCACGUGCGUGUGCACUUGGAACUAGGAUAGUCUCUCAAUCUGCUAUCUCCCUUUUUGCCUGAAAUCUCCUAAUUAAAAAGUAACAUAAUGAUUUUUAGAUAAUUAGUCACCCUGUAAUUGCACACUUUCUUCGAGAGGAUGUCUGCCUAGCCGUAGACCUCAACUGCAAAAGCGAUAUCUAUGCUGCUCUCAUAGAUUUGUUAUAAAACAAAAAAAUGCUCUGUAUUUUGCAAUGGAGCAGGGUAAACCUGACACAUGCUUUCUGUUUCUGACAAAAAAACCUGCGGUUUACUUGACAAAUUUCUGAGCUCUUAUUCAGAAAAGUUAUUCUUGCGAAUGAAAAUGUAUAAAAGUGUUCAGGGGCCAUGGUAAAAGCUUCCCGGAAAAAUGACGUUUUUUCGGACAAGUAGAUUUUUAACAAUUUUUUUAACAUGCUAGGUAAAACACCCUGUAUACGUAUACUGUUUUUUUUUUUUAGCUGCAGCAAAUUAAAAAAAAAAGCUAUGAGAGCAGCAAAGAUACUGCUGUUGAGUUCUUGGCAGGACGGACAUCCUGAGGGUACGUAACCACUAGAUGACCACUUACCGAAAAUCCAUUAAUUAACUCUCUAAUUGGGGGGCCGUCGGUAUCUCUCUAACUGGAGGCCUUCGGGCAAAAGUGAGCACUUGCCACUCGUUCCACAUCAGAGGGCCACAUGCUUUGGAGCGAUGGAGAAAGAUUGGAGUGUGUGUUGAUCUGCUGGCCAGUUCAACUGCUCAACUGCGGAUAGGCUGACGACAAUGAAGACCACACAUACUCCUCCCUCUGGUGUGCACUUUUGGUUAUGAUGGCUCAUUUGCAAAUAUCUGGCGAUGGAUAUUUCAAUGCACGUGUUCAUUUCAGGAUUGUUAAAAAAAUAUAAUGGGUUUCAACGAGGAUUGCCUUCUAUCUCACUUUUGCCUGAAAGCCCCUAAUUAAAGGAUUAGUUAAUGAAUUUCAGCUGAUCAGUUUCAUAUUCUCUUCGAGAGGACGUCUGCCUGUCCGUAAAACUCAACAGUAAAAAUGGUAUCUGUGCUGCUGUCAUAGGUCUUUUUUUUAAAUCUGCUAAGAAAAAGAAACACCCUGUACAUAUAUAUAUAUAUAUGUAUAUGUAGCUUAUAUUUCAUGUUCCCAUGUUGUGUACACCCCUACGGUGUGACCCAAGUGCUGUAAUAACUUCUGCGGACCGAACAGUUGCAAUCAGUCUUGUCCGAAUGAUAUUUUAAGCAUUUUCCCCCUUUUAUCGGACUGCAGUUUCCAAUCUAAAUCUCCAGAGUCAGGACUUUUGUCUUCCUCAUUGUAAUCUACAAUGUAUCUGCAUCACUUACAACUUCAAAAAGAGCUUAUGAGCGUGGAUGCAAAGUGGAUGCAUACCUAUUCACUUGUACCGGCAAUGGUCCUGAAAGGGCCAUUUAUGAGGAGAGAAGGCAUUUCUUGCGCUAUGUAAACAUGUAUUUGUCAUUUAUGUUAAAUUUGACAGUUAUGUACAGCCACUAUCAGACUAAACCGCAAAGUGGAGACCAGGGGUAUGCCGACACCAUAAAGUUUUGGUUGCUGUGUCCAGCGUAGAGUCACAAUGCAUGCUGCGGUGCCUAUGGCAAGCGCGAAUGUGCAGUCUGGAAUGGUUGCAGGUGAGAUAAGUGCUCAACAGAGCAGCCAUCGUGAGGCGAUGAGCGUGUAAAAUGGUUGAAUGUGUUAACGGGGAUGAAUGUGUGCCAGGGCCCAGUCUCAAAUCCAGUAGCCAAUGCGAGAGCUGGUGUAAACACGGACCAUGCUGUUGAGCGUUCAGCUUAAGUCUGACGGCAGCUGUACACGAGAAAAAUGAUCAUCGCGUCGUACGGUAUGGUCUAGACGCUGUCGAUGACUCACAAGAAGGUGCACACUGUUAGCCCUUGACACGAAGGUACACCCAGGGGCGGAUUUAAGGGUCUGUCAUGGGGGUGGGGCGGUCGCCCCCCCAGUAAGUCCGGCGUGCAGAAGGAGAGGACACCCGUGGAAAACAGCAGUAUUGGUUUACAGCAUGCAAUAAAACGAAUGCAGGAGCCUAGGGCGUACAUCUUUGUGACACGUACAUGUGCAGGCUGUUUCACGAGUAAAUUUCACCGCAUUGUGCGUGCGUGCAGCAACUAUAUCGGUGAACGAAAGGGAUGUGAUUGGACACCACGGUGCGUGAUUGAGUGAAGUCGGGUUUAGAGCGUACGCCCUCCUUAAAGCGGAUUACGUAUCUGCCGAGUGUCGUGUAAGUCGGAUUGUCAUCCAGGGAAUCAGGAAGAGACAACGUUACGCUUUUGGUCCGGAGCACCUUGUGCCGUGGGGUUCCAUAAUCUGUGUACACCAGGAAACAAGGCAGCUUUGACAUGCUCUUGGAAACCCUGAACAAAGUGCAAUGAGCCUGUGGACAACUAUACCUGCAACCCACAAGACAUGUGGAAUAGAGCCAGGACUACCCAUUGAACCCAAGCUUGAGCUGCAUUCGAGCUUCACUGUUACUUUGACUUUAGGUCCAGUUAGAGAAGUUUUCUCGGGCCCAAGAUUUUGUGAGUCGUCCUCUUUCACAUAACCAGUCUGGUGGAACUAACUGUAAACCCUUAAUUUAAGACUGUAUGUAUACGUGUGUACGGAUUGUAUACGUGAUAUUGAGUUCAUGAAUGUUAAGGCCACACAAAACUUUCGAUCAAGAAUUGACACUUGGGAAAACUAAGGGGACUUUAUUUUCGCAGCUAGCUGCACAGGUUACUGGUAGGUAAACAUUUAGACUACUUUGCAGCACGAACAUAUGCUACGGGCCCAUUUAUCAAAUCAGGUACAAGCAAUCUCUCGCUUAUCAUGAAGCAAACUAAUAAUUUUAGUUAAUUAUUUGACGUUCAAUAUGAUCUUGUCUUGGGAGGCAGGGCAAAAGGCACAGGGUGCCUGCCAAGGCCAUGCCAUACAUGCGACAUGUAUUGUAACAUUGGAACAUCCAGAAUUUGCAACAUUCUGUAGCUACAAACAUGUGCCUAAUUCGCAAAAAAUUUAGACCGUUAAAUUAAAGGAUUUUACGGUAUGCCCGUGGGAAUUCAAAUAGGAAAGGGUGACUAUGGGCUGUCGGGUAAGACCAGGCAACAAAUUUAGGUCUGCACUGUGCUCCAGUAUGUGACGUGUGUUAAGCAUUUCUUGCAAGCAAAUUUGUGUUACUGAUGUAUAUUUUUAGUUUGUUUGUAAUAUUUGCACAUAACUAUUGUGACAUUUCACACGGUUGUAGAUAUUAUCCAGGUGAACAUAAACAUUACCCAUUGCAGCGCUGCCAGGUUUAGCAAAACUUUGUGGAGUGCUUGUUGAAGAAUUUAUUCCAUGUUUCAUUGCCCUUAUUACUUUUGUUGUUGAUGCUACCUAUGUGUUAAUGUAUAGUCUGGAAGUUACCGGAUCGACUCCUGUGCUAAUACGGCUAAAAUGUGGUGUCGGUAAUAUCACAAGUUCAUCUUGCACACUGCGCAGGGAAAUCAUACGUGUCUCAAAGUGGCGUAAAUUACGUGAAAACUCAACAGUGUUGUGCACGGAUGUGAGUUGCCAGCAUAUGUAAUUAAAAAAACAUUGAUGUUGC
Molecule: messenger RNA, 7707 nt
Organism: Ornithodoros turicata
Lineage: Eukaryota; Metazoa; Arthropoda; Arachnida; Ixodida; Argasidae
Gene: Mtmr6
Product: myotubularin-related protein 7-like
Exons: 14
Coding region: 91-2178 (695 amino acids)
Biological process (GO): phosphatidylinositol dephosphorylation
Cellular component (GO): cytoplasm; membrane
Molecular function (GO): phosphatidylinositol-3-phosphate phosphatase activity; phosphatidylinositol-3,5-bisphosphate phosphatase activity; metal ion binding
Source: RefSeq, a predicted model, not a curated record